ACAAUAUCCAAAAUAGCAGGCUUUUCUUGUAUAUAUUUCUUAGAAACUAUUUAAAAAUAUGUAAUUUUACUUUGCUUUUUUCUGAGUUUUAAAAAGUUUUAUUAAGUAAUGUAACUGUAGCACCUUACUUUACUAAUCUCAUGCUUCAAUCCGUCUCUCCCCGAAUAAUUCAGCAAUUUCGAGCCUAUCAAAUUCAGCUCAGCUUUAAUGGCUAAUACGUGCGGCGCAUGCCCAAAGGUCUGGGUCGCCUGCCUGGCCAAAACUUUCUUCGCCGGCUUCCCACAACCGAACUGGCCAGUUGACCGUCGCGGUUCGUCAUGUUCAAACGCGAAAGUAAAAGUUUUCUCUGCCAACGGCUUAUACUACUCCUGGUGUUGGGCGUAGCACAGCUCCAGGCCGAGGUCCUUAACGAAAACUCCCAGCAGGCCAAAUUCGAGUGGCCAUCGUUUCCAUGGACGCGGAACAAGACCAACAAAAACACUCCCUCGUCUCUCAAUGAUCUGGAUUUAAAAAACGAUUACACCCAGAUGGAGUUGGCCAACUUUGGGGACUUUGAUCGCCAUCCGUGUAGAAGAGUGUGCCAGCAGGGUCAGUCCAUGAACUGUUAUUACCAGUUAGUGGUUCACAACUACCAGAGGCUGGGCCCAGAGUGUCAGAGGUGUCAGCAGGACGAAAGGGCUUGCGCCUCCGAAAAUUGCAUCUUCGGCGAUGGUGUAGCCAGUCUGGUGAUGGCAGUGAACAGAAUGGUGCCAGGACCUCCCAUCGAAUUGUGCGAAAAUGAUACUGUUGUGGUUGAUGUACUGAACUAUCUGGGUGAAUCCACCACCAUGCACUGGCACGGUGUCCACAUGAUUCGUACUCCCGAAAUGGAUGGCGCUCCCUAUACCACGCAGUAUCCUUUGCAGCCGGGCGAAGUCCAGCGGUAUGAAUAUCAAGUGGAUCGCAGUGGCUUGCUUUGGUAUCACAGUCACGUCGGCUGGCAGAGGGGCUUCGGGGUGGCUGGUGCCCUAAUCGUCCGGCAAACUCGGCAGGAGAAUGUGCACGCCCAACUCUACGACUACGAUCUAGGGGAACACACUCUGAUGAUACAGGAUAUAUUUUAUAACUAUAACCUGCAGGAGGUUCGCAACAUCCUGGUGAACGGAAAAGGGCGCAAUCAUCUUAGUCAGCUGCCGGAUAAUGACAAUCGCCAUCGGUACGAAAGGCUUCGAGUUACGCCAGGCUACCGCUACAGGAUGCGGGUAGUCCUUAAUGGAAUUGCCAACUGUCCUGUGGAGUUCUCCAUAGAGCAGCACAAGCUUUUGAUCAUCAGCACCGAUGGUAAUGACAUCGAGCCUGUCUUGGCAGAUGGUUUUUUCCUGACGUCCGCCGAGAGAUUUGAUUUCAUCUUGGAGGCCAAUCAGUAUGCCAAAAAUUAUUGGAUCAGGGUUCGUGGAUAUGAGCAGUGUGAGGAAAGAAAUCUCUACCAAGGAGCAGUGCUUAGUUAUCGGGGAUCUGCUCGAACGGAACUGCCGCAAGGCAGUAUCCUGGAGAAUCCAAACAGCCGCUCUGAGGAGGAAGACUCCGUUUGGGUCAACGACUACCGUUUUCGGUCGCCAAAUUCAACAGAUAAGUCCUCCCUGCGCCAAUCCCUGGACAAGGACAACAACGUGGGCACCGUGGCCCUGCGUUCCGUGCAACCAGUGUCCUGGUCCCGCUAUACAAAAUUCCUAACCUACUACUCUAGCUUUGGAUCGCGAACGGCACCCAAUGGUGAAGUUCUCUUCCAGAUUGAUGACAUAUCUUACAACUCUCCGGGGAUAUCGCUGCUGCAGGGUCGACAUCUCUACCAGGACGAUGGUUAUUUUUGCAACAAAAGCUCCCUGGCUCGCGAGGGACGUAACUGCGAACGGGAGCAGUGUGAGUGCACUCACGUGAUCCGCCUUCCAGCAUACAGACCUAUUGAAAUGGUAGUAGCCAAUUUAAUGGAGAACACGCAUCCUUUCCACAUUCAUGGCUACACUAUCCGUUUGGUGGGACAAGGAGUUCUGGCCAAUGCCAAUGAGGUCCGAAAUAUCCGGGAACUCGAUCGCAGAGGCCGUCUUUCUCGCUUGAAGGAUGAUUAUGUCGCGGUGGCAAAGGACACGGUUCAGAUUCCGGGUCUCGGCUACAUAAUCGUUCGCUUCGUAUCUAAUAAUCCUGGAUUUUGGCUAUACCACUGCCAUAUUGAAGCGCAUUCGGUUCAAGGAAUGGUGGCAGUCCUGAAAGUUGGCGAAGAUCAUCAAAUGAAACGCAUUCCGGCACGCGUGCGUUGUUAAAAAUUUUUUAAUCUAUUUAUUAUUUAAAGAUGAAACAAGUGCCUUUGUUGCCAAUUUAAAAAUAUUUUAUUCCUUAAUAAACAAGUAUUUAUAUUUUAUUUAAAAA
Molecule: messenger RNA, 2403 nt
Organism: Drosophila ananassae
Lineage: Eukaryota; Metazoa; Arthropoda; Insecta; Diptera; Drosophilidae
Gene: Mco3
Product: laccase-14
Exons: 2
Coding region: 318-2297 (659 amino acids)
Biological process (GO): iron ion transport
Cellular component (GO): plasma membrane
Molecular function (GO): oxidoreductase activity; copper ion binding
Source: RefSeq, a predicted model, not a curated record